Messenger RNA from Klebsormidium nitens, 5533 nucleotides. The record is from the annotation of a GenBank genome assembly. Lineage: Eukaryota; Viridiplantae; Streptophyta; Klebsormidiophyceae; Klebsormidiales; Klebsormidiaceae.
UUCGCCAUCUAGAUUGUACUUUGAGUCUUUGUAAUUGUACUUUGUAAUUGCAGAAGAUCGAAUCUGCGCUGCCAUUUUCGCGGUGACGACGUCAUUGUCUGUCCCAGAGCAAAUUUUGACCAGCACUCAGUCACCAUGGAAACAUUGUGACUGGGUAGUUUAUACUAUUGCGCUUUUCUUUCUGAGGGAGCAUCGGGGUGAGCAUCCUUCUUGACGCUGGGAACCUUUCGGGACGUUGUCCAUCAGAAUGGCAAAUUGAGCGGCCACGCGUGUUCGUCGUUUGCUUUCCCGCACCAGUGGCGGAAAGUUGACAUAAAACUUAGACGGCUAAAAUCCUUGCUGAAGUAAGCAACAGCGAAGCAUAGCAAAGGGUAGAGGACCUCAGAUAUCCUCUGCAGCGACUGAAGCUCUCUGGAACGAGAUGCACUUUGUCUUCUCCCUGAGUCCAAUUACAACAUAAGCUCCAUAUUCGGCAGACCUAAGUAUGGCAGUUCAGAUCAUCCUCAACAAGCGUCGCAAGGCAAAGGAGGCGGAAGAGCUUGGCAAGAAGCCCCAGAAGGUAGCGUUCAACAACCCCGCUUUCCAGCCCUCUCAAGCAAAGGCGAAAGAGCGCAAACAGAAGGCACGUUUCGCUGAUGCGCCGGAUGGGGCCACGUAUGGCAAAGUGGGGUUGGAGGACGGCAUGAGCGUUGUGAACGAGCACGACAGGACGGUGGUGCGGCGGCUGUACGAGACGGUCAAAGAGACCAAGUCGCGCAAGACAGACUACUGCAACCUGUUUGCAUUCCUUAUCUUCACGGCGCUCUAUUGCACCGUGCUGUACCUCCAAUUCAACGUGGCGGAGCUGUACAAGCUGGUCACCUCCCAGCAGGCCCUGCUGCCUGGUGAUGGGGGCGACAGAGUGACCACGUUCGGAAACGCGAACGACGUCUAUGAUUACAUCAACAACACCUUCAUCCAGACCGUUUGGGCCGACCCUAUAUGCGGGGACGGCGUCUGUGACCGGCCCGUGGAGUUCAGCGGCUUUGGCCGCUUCGGCUGCUCUAUUGACUGCGGCGAUAUGGACACAGAAGACGUGUCAUUCCAGUUCACGACGACGUUUGGAUCCCCUGAUGAUCUGGCGAUUUCCGACUGGAACGUUUGCGAGAUCGAGCCUGAUCGCCUCUGCUGGUUUGAGACGAAUCAGCCCUUUCAGGCCCAGACCGGCUUCUUCGAGACGACGCUGGCUCUGCCUAACGGGACCUGGGAGCUCCGAAUCACCGCUCCCAACGGCGGAGUGUCCGGCGCAGCAACCAUCAGCGUCUCAGGGGCAUCCACCGAGAAGUAUGUCCAGGAGACUUUGACGCGCUUCGGCUCCUGCGUGCCGGAAGACCAAUCGGCGCUUACGCUGUGCCGCAGGCAAUGCGCGGUGAACGCCAAGUGCAUCGUCGACGCGUGCAGCAGCAUCCCGGCAGAACGCCUGACGGACGUCCUCGUCGACUGCUUCACGCUGUGCAACUCCAACUUCACCUCAAUGCAGCCGUACACGAACCUCAAUUGCGUCCAGGUGGGGCAGCUGGCCAACUCGUCAGACGAUACCGUAUCCUUCUUGGCGACCACCGGCCGCAAGUGCAUCCUCAAUCCGGCGUACCUUGCUGCGAACCCCAGCCAAGCCGCGUCGCUCGCACGUGGAACCCCGGCUCCGACGGGAGGUCAGCUCAACACGAGCGGACUCACCGUUACCGCAGUACCACCCGGUCGUAGACGCCUGUCUCAGCUAGCGGACAAUCCCUACCUCCCAGCGAACGGAAACGCCACCACGCUUUACUGGAACCAGUUUGGGACGACCGACCAGCAGCGUUACUCAAACCUGGCAACGGCGAUUGCGCGGUCGAUCGACACGUGGACAGCGGACUCGUGCAUCACCAAGUACACCAUCUCGUCGAGCCGGCAGGGGCCACGUAUGCUGGGCUUCUUCUGCGCGUACUUUGGCGGGCCUGCAACGUUCCCGGGCUGCGGUAUUCUGGACCCUACGACCAACACGACGCUCGACUCUAGCAACCCUGCGGCGCUGCAGGCUUUCCUUGCGCGUCGCUACGGGCCCGGCAACACCGGGAACUACAGCAUCAGUGCACAGGAGCAGGACACCUUCAUCGCAAUCCUGCUGAAUGCGUUGGACUCGGUGAUUGCUACCGGCCUCAGCGAGAGCAAUUACCUGGCCACCGAAGACCUCUUGCACGCGACAGACACGGCAGUGGUCGUCGAUCCGGGCAACAACUGCAACCGCCCCAACGUCGCUUUGGAGUGGAAGCUGAACGUGCACUACUCGACGAACGUGUCUGUGGGAGACUCCAUCCAGUUCAUCUGGGCCGACGACUUGCCCCACGCGCUGAGAGGUGAAGGGUUGGAUGACCUGCAAGACGUCUUCCGUGGGGUGGGAGCCAACCGCCGGUUCGUAGCAAGGGGGACUGUCUGCACCCCACAAAACAUUGGGGAUCUCGAAAACGGCUCCUUUACCGGAGACCCGACUCCAUGCGUCCUGGGCCGAACGAGAGGGGGCAAUUCGGAUGCUGGCGGUACGUUCACGUCGACUACGCUGUUCCGUAACCCGGGCAUCUACGCGUACAGAGACGCCAAGUACGGCAACCUGAUGACGGGCACCGUCUACGUCUCUCGCGGCAGUGGAACAGCUCCGUCAAGUGCCACUUUACCUCAAGAGGAUUUGGAGUGCUCCCCCGGGUGCCCCAUCCGCUUGUUGAACAACGGGCGGUGCGACGCGAGCUUCAACUGCCUGACAUCCGAGUGCAGUUUCGACGGAGGGGAUUGCUCCUGUCCCGAUCCUGCCAACAUUAUCUCGUCGGCAAACACGGUGUCCAUCAACUCGGACGCGUUCUGCCAGUGUCCUGCCGGCCAGACAAAGGGACCAAACGCAGCGUGCUGUCAGGCGGAGUUCAUCGGUGUGAACAAGAAGUACCCAUUCAACGUCAUCAUCCAGAGCAGCUCGGAGGGUGUUGGGGCCAUUGCAAACUACGACAGAGAGCGCUUUGCUACAAAUCACAACCGCGUUCUCGGAGGCCUUCUCAUUCACCAGACGCGCUACCGAGGUUCUCCUUGCACGAGCAAACGGUUCCUCAACCUUUUCCAAUCAUGCGGAAGCGGGACCUCCACUGAACCGUAUGGAGUCGACCCGGUCUUUGUCCCCGCCUCCCCUCUGUACAACAUCGAUGUCCAACCAAGAGUCAGCCAGUUCUACGCCCCUGACGAGCAAAACCUUCGGGGCACACCGCGGGGUUUCUUCCCCGCCGAAGUGGCGGGACUCUCAUCGGGAUUCCCGAUCGUCAUUGAUGUCGAUCUCGACCAAGGGGGUGCUUCGGACCGGCUUCAGUACCUGGUAGAUGGACUGUUUCUUGAUAAUGCAACCGAGACGCUGACGUUGCGGCUCCCCACAUACAACGGUUUCGACAACAUGUUCAUCUUCUUUGAGCUCAGAAUGGCGUUCCUAACUGCGGGGAAGAUAUCGAUCAAGCAGUCCACUUUCGCAAUUGACCUACAAGCCUACCUGACCCCGAAAUCCUAUGCGAGAGCAGCACUUGAGAUCCUCCUCACUUUUGGCAUCCUCUUUGCCACCUACUCCGAGAUCAAAGACAUGGUAGCCAUAAAACGGAAAACCGGAUCGUUCCUCCGUCACUUCAACUCCUUCUGGAAUUACAUAGACGCAAUCUCAAUCGCGUUGCUACUGACGGCGUUGGUGAUGAGGAUCAUAUUCAUAUUUGGGCUAACGCCCGGGUUCAAAGCGCAAGUGAGCUACGACAUCUACGAGGACCUAAAUGCAGAGGCCCGCUUCUUCCAGUUGAAAACGGACGGCUCCGAGCUUGGCGACUUCGCGUACAUGCUGAACAGACUCAAGGCUUUGACCACCUACCGAGCGGCUUACAUCAGCAUUAACGGUAUCAACAUCUUCUUCAUGAUCUUGCGCCUUCUGAAGCUCUUGGACUUCCAGCCCCGUAUGGGUGUCCUCACUCGUACGCUUGCGGAGGCGGGCCCGGACCUUCUCAACUUCUUCGUGCUCUGGGGCCUCAUUUUCAUUGGGUACUCCUUCAUGGGACAUAUCAUUGUCGGAAGUUCAGUGGAGUAUUUCCGGACGUUGGGAUUCUCAAUGGCGACGUGUUUUGCCAUCAUCCUAGGGGAUACUCAAGCGCAAUCCAACUUCCUAGCACUUGACGGCUGGCAGUUUUGGGCCUCACAACUGUUCUUCUGGUCCUUCAAUAUCUUCAUGGUGAUGGUUGUGAUGAACUUCUUGGUUGCCAUUGCUGUUGAUGCAUUCGCCGAUGUAAAGGAACGAACGGAAACAGCUCCUACCAUUGUGGAAGAAGUGGUGGAGUUUGGUAAGUACGAGAUCGAGAGGCCGUUCAAGCGCCAGCUAUCGGAUGCCAAGGUGAUGAAGCAGCUGAAAGCCUGGGGUGCGAAGAAGAGGAAGGUUGUCGAGGACGGCAACCGAUCCAAGGGAUCGGACUUUGAAUCCACCGGAGAAGAUGGUGAACUGAGCGAAAGGCUGGUUCUAACCCUCGAUGGACGGCAGCUUGACUUGGACGCCCUACAAGAGAUCUUUGAACGGCGGCGCAUGGAGGCCGACGACGUCGGAUCGCAUGAUCCUCAGAGGUUGGCGAGACAGAUACUUGCGAUGUACGGUAAACAUGUCACAGAGAGGGCUUCGAAGUCAAAGAAACCCGUCAAGAAGAACAAGGAGUUGCACGAGGUCAAGAGCGGCAUGUCCAAGAUGGAGAGGCGACUGAUAGACAGCGAGGCGAGGAUUGAGGGCAUGUGCACGACCGUCAUUGGAGCCUUGGUCAAGAGCGGCAUGCUCUCGGAAACUGACCUAUACAAUGCUGAGGCUCAAGGCUCUCCAGAGGAUAUGGACGGCGAUGACGACACGGGAACGGAGGAUUGAGAGAGAGACUCCGCAGGACGAACAUGCUAGAGAAUGGGCGGCUGCAAUCAGGAGAUGCAACUUCGUGGAUCUUCUUUGGAAUCUGCAUCUUUGGUGGUGGUUCAGGGUAUGUCGAGCAAGUAGUGCAGGCUUUCAGGUAUCUUUCUGCAAACUCGUUAGGGUCAUUUAGGCCGGCCAUUAAGUGGAAUAAGGGUCAAUAUUUAAUGCAGGCCAAAGACAGAUAGAGUCUUAUAAGGUGAGGUUUUAUUUAAGCGAGGCAUAUUUCACAAUGAAAAACCUGGCGGGUGAUGUUGAUGAUUGGCCUAGAAUAUACUGGUUAGAAGGUCAGUCGCAGUGCUUGUUGGUUGAAAGUACCAACGCUUGUUGGUUGAAACAACUAGUUAGUUUUAGGAAGUUGAUUAAAGCAUGCGUCAAUUUGAGCUGGUUAAACUUAGUUGGGCUUUGGCGAGAACCAUGUACUCACAUCGUUGCUUGCUUAGUAGCUAGAUAGAAGUAAGAGUUGUCUGGUGUUGCACGAGCUGAUCAUCUCAAUCUGCAGGCUCUCUUGUCAAGUUUCAAGACUUUAUUUGAUUGGGCACAAGAGCUUGGAUGCCACACGAACAUGGG